Molecule: messenger RNA, 4254 nt
Organism: Sparassis crispa
Lineage: Eukaryota; Fungi; Basidiomycota; Agaricomycetes; Polyporales; Sparassidaceae
Exons: 9
Coding region: 1-4254 (1417 amino acids)
Source: RefSeq, a predicted model, not a curated record
AUGUCUGAACCAGCUGAAGUUAUGGUGGAAGAUCGUGUGAAGCAGUUACGGGAAAUAUCCAAACGGAGGGAGGACCUUCUCCGUGAGAUGUACCAUCUAAUGCAGAGACGGGAGAAGUUGGGUUCCGUUCUCUAUGUGGAUCAAGACGGAAGCGAGGACAUGCAGAUAUUCUUGGAUAGAUUUGACUUGGAAAAAAAUCCCGAGUCAGGUCAAAUAUCCAAUUUGCUGGACAGCGAGAUGAUGUUACCCAUGUCGCCAGAAACUGAGCUGGAGGGCUCCGACAAUGGUGAACCCACCGCAGCUGGUCCAGAGAGUGCUGCUGUAGAAUCUCCAAUGUCUGAAGCGCCUCCUUCUCCAGCUGGGACAGUUGAUUUGGAAGUCGAAGAAUUGCAAUAUCCAGAGGCUCAACAAACACAGGCGGUGUCCAUGGAACUUGACGAACACGUAUCCAAGCACUCUGCCAGCCCUCACUCUGAAACUCUACCAGACCAGGACAUUGGGUCAGACGAUAUCCUGAUCCUAGAAUCCCUUCCGCAAAAGAGCAGCGUGCGACGGAAGGCAAGACCUAGCUGCAGACGUCGUUCUGAGCCUAGCGAUGAUGACUAUGACGAGCUUGAUCUCAUUGGCUCAACCUCUCCACCACUACGGUCUCGGGCUUCAUCUAGUCGACGAUCUCGUACUGUCACUCGAGAUGCUUCUCGUGUUCCUGAGAUGCAAGUUGCAUCUUCCCCUGUGUCGUCACCCAUGCAGCCCAUGGAGGAGGAAUCGUCUAUGGAACUCGUGGAGGACCUCCCUGAGGAAGCGCCUCUGAAACUCGUGGAGGACCUCCCUGAGGAAGCGCCUCUGGAAGCUUCUGAGGUGGUAUCCCCGGAGAUAUUGAAGGCGCCUGAGGAAGUGACUUCGAAAGCACCCGAGGGAGAGCCUUUGGAAGCACCUAAGGAGCCGUUAGGGGACGCCCCUGAGGAAGAGCCAGCGGAAACACCUGAAGAGAUACCGACUACAUCUCAGCAAGAUGAAAUGCAGGAGGAAAGGCCAACUGACACUUCGCCGGUCACUCUCGAGAGUGAACAGACAGUCGCCAGUCUUUUGCGGUUCAUGUCUCCCUUUGACGAUUCCCCUCCUCCAUCUCCUGAGCCAAGACGGCCACCGGAAUACGUGAUAAUGGCACCUCCCUCAGCCCUGGUUGAGCCAGUCUUCAAUCUGGACUUUGGGCCGCCUGAAGAGCCGAUGGCUGCCGAAUCUUCUUACACCCCAAUAAUCUCUCACUCCCCAUGCCAUCAGGAGUAUACUUUGCCACCGCUAAGCAGCCUGCCUUUAGAAUUUAAUCGUAAAGGCAAACCUACGAGGCAACAGCGUAGACGCGAGAAGGAGAGAGAGAAAAACGGUGGAGAAGGUAAAAGAGAGGAGUGGAUCCCUAUGGGCAUGAACAAAUGGGGCGCGAUAAUACGUGCAAACCCUGUUUGGAAGAAGAUGUCUAAGGCUACGAAGCAUCUGAGCACGCGGGACUGGAAUGUCGCGCUGACCGAACUUAAGCUAAUACGUACUCUUGAGCGUAUCGAGAUGCUCAAAGACGCAGGGCAGUGGAGCUUCAGGCAGCCUAAGAAGCAGAGAGGUGUAGGCGGACUGACGAAAACUCACUGGGACUACUUGAUGGACGAAAUGAAAUGGAUGCGCAUUGAUUUUCGGGAGGAGCGCCGUUGGAAAAUCGCUUUGGCAUUUAAUUUGGCGCAAGCAGUGAUGGAUUGGCAUGAAGCAGGCACCUUGGAAGAGAGGCUACGGAGAGGUAUCUGCGUAUUGUGGAAACCCCCGCGCCCAGAAGAUUUAGAGGACCAGGAUGCUGGUGCGAGUUUACGAGAUACUGACAUCUUCAUGGAAUCUCAAGGUGUAGACGAGGAUCGUGGUGCAGACUCAAGAGAAACCAACACUCCCGCGAAUGACUACGCUACAGACGACGAGAGUGAAGAGGAGCAAGAGAAGGAGCAACAGGAUGUGCUUGACGCCCUUGCACCCUCUGUGGCGCUUGCGGAGACUCUACACGACCAGGAGAUCGGGCAGAUUGUCGAAAAUGGGCUCGAAACCCAGGACCUUGAACCACUCAAGCCGAAGUUGGAAGACAUUGAAGAUCUGACAGCUUUGCGGAGUGCUGGUGAAGAUGGAAUCCGCGAUGCGAUGGAAGUCGAUGGCGAAUCUGGAUCGAAAGAGCAUGACCAACCGAAAAUAGAAGAACCUAGCCGGGAGCAGCAAGCAGAACAUUCGGGGUUGAAGCCGACUUCCCAAAACCCCUUGCUGGGAAGGUUGGAAGGUAUCACUGUUCAUGGGCAGCAAAAGGGAAAGCCAAGGUCGAAUCUCUAUGCCCCGCUCCGAGAGCAGAUCCUCUAUUCUGACGUUGAUAAACUUUUCAUCUACUUCGACGACAUUGACCUUGUGAAAGCCAUGUCGGAGCUUACCACUGAGGAUCAUUCACUUUCGGCACCACCUCCACCGUCCGAUCUUGCUGCAAUUUUCCCCGACCUACAGCCAUAUGGCCUUCUUGAUGUUCCUGAUCCUUCGUCCUCUGGGACUCCGGAAAACCGGAAGAAGUCUGAGAAGAGGGCGGACAAGGACGAUCCUAACAAGCGAGCCGAAGAUACUACAUAUACGAAACUCGUGCCACUCAAUGACUUCAUGUAUAACAAGCUCACUCUGCUGAGCUCUUUGGAGCCCGGGAAACAUUGGAGGGAUGGCCACUGGCACGACCUUGACGAGACUCCGGUGGCUGCCGAUUCCGAAUCUGCAAUGCCUCGAAUAAUUGAAGACGCUAUGUGUAGUCUCUUUGAAGGGAGCAAGGCGGGUUCUCCAUCCUCAAUUCCGCACCAAAUGCAGGGAUCUACAAAGGAUAAAAAGCGGGUUGAACAGACUUGGACCCCUCAAGACGAUACACUACUCAAACAGGUCGUUGAGAAGUACCCUAAUAACUGGCCGUUGAUUGCGGAUGUGUUUAACUCGUCCAAAGUCACAAUAUCAACGGACAGGAGGAGUGCACUGGAUUGCUUGAACCGCUGGGAUGCUCGACCCCAACCUGGUGGUUCAAUGGAUGGAAGCGCACUCGGUGCCGACGAAGAGGUCCCGCCUCACAUUCAGCCAACUCCUACUCAGAUGACCACGAGAGGACACGGACGAUCUACCAGUAUCAGUGUGGCAGCCACCGCUGUCAACAACGCUGCUGCGUCCGUCGUUCAGGGCGGAGACUCCAAGAAACGUCGCAGACACGCUUUGAUUCAGGAGGCCAUUCGCAAGUCGAAUAAGAAGAGGGAGGCUGCACAGAAAAACCUGGCCCUUCAGAGAAAGCCAGCAGCAAUUCAUGACACUCAUGGCCAAUACAACAAGAUGCCCAGGCUGACUCCUGCAGAACUUAGCCGUAUGAAAGCGGAGAAAGAAGCCAAAGAAACUCAGGAUGCCAUAAUGAAGAGGAGGAAUGAGGAGAUGACUAGACAACAGAUAUUGACACAAAGAAUGAAUGCGCAACAGCAACAAGCGCCAGGACUGCCGCAGCAUUCUCUUCAGCAACAGCAGCAGCUCCAGCAGCAGCAGCAGCAGCAGCAACAACAACAACAACAGCAGCAGCAGCAGCAACAGCAACAGCAACAGCAGCAGCAGCAGCAAGCGGCGUUAAACGGAGUUCCUAGAACCCAAAGUAGCGCACUCUCGCAGGCACCGCCCGUCCCACAGAUCCGCACUCAUCAGGUCGGUAUUUCGCAACAACAAAGGCUUUCGAACCCUAUGACCCUGGCAAAUGCCCGUCUGUCGCCGACGCAAGUUAUGCAAGCACAAGCAGCACAAGCCCGGGCGUUAGCACAGGCACAACUACAAGCGGCAGGUUCGAGUAGCCUCAGUGCUGCUGCACCGGCUUUGAGCGCUACCCACUUGUCGCCUGCGUACGGUGCCCGGGCGAUGAGUUCUUCCCCGGCAAUCCCUCAGCAAUCUCCAUCACUUCCAUCUGCUGCACCUAAUCUGUCCCGCCCAUCGUCUGCACAAAUGGCCAAUCCCGGACAUAAUGUUCCAGUCAAUCCAGCACGACCUACAGGUAACUUAAACAAUUAUUAUACCCCAACCGGUCUCCCUUCGCAACUCACGGCGGAGCAGGUGGAGCAGGCGUUACGCCUGCAGAGUAUUAUUCGGCAACAGGCCCAGCAGCACCAGCAGCAUGCCGGGCAGCUGGCGCAAACUACCCAGAACAAUGUUAACCAUAUCAACGGUUCCUAUGCCCAAUCAUGA